Danaus plexippus (monarch butterfly) is the source of this 4366-nucleotide messenger RNA. RefSeq lists its product as uncharacterized. The coding region runs from base 348 to 1577 and encodes 409 amino acids. The record is from RefSeq and is a predicted model, not a curated record. The transcript is spliced from 2 exons. NCBI's taxonomy places the organism in Eukaryota, Metazoa, Arthropoda, Insecta, Lepidoptera, Nymphalidae.
AAACUUGUAAGUUAUACUGUGUUGGAUUUAAAGAUCAAUGCUUCGAGGGUAAAUUAAGUAAACAUAUUUCCUGAAUGACUUCGGGCGCAUUUUCAUUGGUCGAUAAGGCCCGCAUUCGGGGUGCGGGAGAUUUCUGUAACGCAUGCCAUAGGGCCCGCAAAGAGUUUAUCGUUUUCACUGGUCGUCAGAGCCCGCAUACGGGGUGCGCGUGAUUUCUAUAACGCAUGCGAUAAGGCCCGCAUGCGGGGAGCCAUUUUCACUGGUCGUUAGAGCCCGCAUUUGAAGUGCGAGAGAAUUAGGUACCUACAAUUUGGCAGUGGGUUUUGAGAUAAGCAGACGUACUCGCCAUGGAUCAACAAUUAUUGCUUUGUGGAGCAAUUUUGACUGUUUGCGGUGUAUUAAAAAAGAAAUUAAUAACUUCUUUGAAGAAAAAGAAAAAGAGAUUUUGGAUGCGACAUUUGCUUAAAAGUAGAAAGAUGCACGGUGCUUCUGAUACGUUGUGUGCGAACUUGAAUCCGGCAUUGGAAUGUGAUGUAGAAGAUCGUGAUAAUUUUUUCAGAAUACCUAAAAACUUAUUUGACGAUUUAUUGAGAAUGGUAGAAGAAAGAAUUGAAAAAAAAGACACAUUAUAUCGUGAGGCUCUUCCUGCAAGAUUAAAACUUGAGGUCACCUUACGUUAUUUAGCUACUGGAGAAUCUUACAAAAGUUUAUAUUACUUAUUUCGUGUGUCCCCUUCUAUUAUGAGCAGUUUUAUACCAGAAGUGUGUGACGCUCUCUAUGAUGCACUGGCAGAUUAUAUAAAAGUCCCAAACACAGAACAAAAAUGGACGGAUAUAAAAACUCGAUUUCAGAUAAAGUGGAAUUUUCCCGGAUGUAUUGGGGCAAUUGAUGGUAAACGUAUAAACUUGCGAGCUCCAGCCUGUAGUGGAUCUGAGUUCUAUAAUAAUAAAAAAACUUCUAGCAUCGUUUUACUAGCUUGUGUCGACGAUGAUUAUUCAUUCACUUAUAUUGAUAUUGGUGCAAAGGGCAGACAUUCUGACGUCGGAGUUUUUAGUAAUUGUUCUUUAAAACGAGCAAUCGAUGACGGUAGUCUGAAUAUUCCAGCAGAGAGUGUCAUUGUUGCGGAUGCUGCAUUCCCGCUUCAAAAUAAUAUAAUGAAACCAUACCCGGGAAAUAAUCUAACGACGCGGCAAAAGAUUUUCAAUUACCGCGUUUCAAGGGCUCGGCGGAUUGUAGAAAAUGCGUUCGGUAUAUUGGCGAGCAGGUUUCGUAUUUUUGAAAAACCAAUAGCCAACAACGUCAAGGAUACCAUAAAAAUAACGAGGACAUCUUGCGCGCUUCAUAACUGGCUAAGGAAAAAUGAUCCUAACUAUCUUGAACCUGGACUUGCGGAUUAUGAAGAUAUCUCUACUGGUAUAACAAUGAAUGGCUCCUGGAGACAAGUGCCUCUUCGAAACUUCGAGAACAUGGGAGAAGAUAAUACCUUAACUGAAAAUGGGACAACAGUUCGGGACAGAUUCGCUGAUUACUUCAGCAGUGAAGGUGCAGUGCCGUGGCAAACGAGAUUUAUUCACUAACAUCCCGGAACAAUUUGAGGGUAGACUGCACUAGGGACAGACAUAACAAGACAGAACCCACUAUGAUAAUAAAUCAUGAAGUACCUAUAUAAAAAAUAUAUUCCAAUUGGAUCAUCAAUUCAUUAACAUUUUUAACUGAACACCUCAUAGGUAUCACUACUAACCUAAACACACAUUUUUUCAGUAAUCUUUAAAAAACAAACUCGCGAGGUGUUUUUUUUUAUGAGAAGUGUAUUAGAUUGUCUCGUGUUAGUCCAAAAAAUGUCUGAAUAAUAAAAUAUAAAAAAAAAAAUAGUGAUAUUUUAUAUAAUAUUAUAUUUCUUGAAAAUACAUAUUAAAUAACCUACUUAAUUAGGAUUGUCUUUGGUAACAUAAAUAAAAUUUGUAUACUUACAUUUCAAAAUGUCUUCUCUUUAUUUUUAAAUGCUCUUAAAAAUCCAUCGGCAGUUGAAAGCCAUGACACCUUCGGUUUCUAAACAAUCUCGGUCGCUUCCGGAUCGAGGGCUCUUUUCAAUUUUAUUUAAUUCUUGAUAGUACGAUGACCUUAAAUUUUUAAUUUUUUUUGGUAUAUCUUUGUCUGAGAUGCCACUAAUGUUUAACUUUUCCGCAAUUUGUUUGUACGCACUUUGUCUUGCGUCAUGACUUUUAUACAAAGCACUCGUUACGUUCCACAAACAUUCGUAGUCUCGAUAGAUCUCUACGAGUUUUAGCAUCUGUGAAUCCGGAAACCGUUCAGCCAUUUUGCUCCCACGCUGCGUAAAUAAAAAGCGUUAAUAAUAUAAAUAAUGCGCGUAGUAUUGAUGACGUCUCAUAAAUGACUGAGCGGAGGCGAGUCACCGUAUGAUUUGUAUCGACCGACUAGUUUCAUUGGUCGUUAUCCCGAAUGCGGAUAUCACCCGCACACGUUUAAUCGACCGAGUUAUCGACCAGUGGAUUUCAUUGGUUGUUAGCUCGCAUGCGGGUACUCCCCGCAAUCGGGCUAACUACCGACUUAUCGACCAAUGAAAAUGCGCCUUUAAACAUAUUUCCUGAAUGACUUCAACAGGGUCUCCAUUGCGACGUAUUCUUGAAUAUCACUAUUUUUGUUAAACGUUACGGAAGAUUUUAAAAAAAAUGAAAUUAAGUCGUUUCCUCAAAAUUUCGCUUGAUUUUUUGAUACAAAUGUUAUUUUCAUUAUAAGUUUUCUGUCAUAUAUGUUCCUUCGAUAGGAUUGUUUUGCAUAAAAAAUAACUUUUGCUCUAUUAUAGAAUGUAUAAUUAUAGUCAGGUAUAUUCAUAAAAAGAAAAAUAAAAUUAGUUCGCUCCGUUUUUCACAGCUUCCACAGAUAAUUAAAUGUUAUUCAAUGAUUACUUUUAUAUAUUAUCUGUGAAUUUCAUUUCAUGGAAAAUAAAAGAAAAUAGAAAAGAUAUUAUUAUAAUCUGACAGUCGAAAUGAAACUUCAAUCACGCCUAACAAUUUAUUAUGUGUACAAAUUGGGAUGUUUCUCUACAACUGUUCUGAUUUCCGGCGGAAGUGACGCCAUCUUGCUCGCGAUGAAGAACUUUAGCGUGUCUCUGAGGGCGUGAGGGAAGUAGGCCUCGUCGAUUUCCUUUGCGAGUGCUUUGUAACACGAUGGCACCUUCCAUCUUAUUUUGUAAUCCUUGUUUUCAGACUGCAAAAAUGAUAAUUGAAAAUGAUAUAAUGAUAUAUGAUAAUGAUAAUGAUAUAUGAUAAUGAUAAUUAAUUUGCCGUUAACGCUGUUCGCUUCGUUUUUAUUUUAUUUAAUGCUCAUUCAUCAUGAACUAAUAGCGUCUGUGAGAACUCGAUACUCUCAGUAUGAAGUUUUUCAUUGUAGACUUGUGUUAAUGUAUUACGGAAUUACUAUACAUAUAUAAAUGACAGCUAUACUAGUUUUUGCUCGCGACUUCGUCUGUUUUAGUUUCGGUGUUAGAAGUGAACAGCCGACCGGGUGAACUCUGUUCCUCCUUAAAAACAGUAAAUAAGAUUUUGGUUUUUACCAACUUUUUUUCAUUAUGCGUUAGGAAGAGAUAUAUCCUGUACUUUUCCCGGUUCCAAGCUAUCUCUCCACCAAUGUUAUGUUAUAAAUAGUAUAACUAACACGAGUUCCUAUUAUACGAAGACCUAUUUUGUAAACCUUAAUGAGUUGCAGUGCCCUGAGCAUGUUGUUGGCCAGUAUCCACUGCUGCGGGGCUCUCUGUAUGGUGGUCCGGCAUAGCUUCCUCUGACUGUCGCCCUCGCUGGCUCCCCAAACACAACACAACGCCUCCACAUAUGAUACGGUGAGACUCUCCGGGUCCUUGAUGUUCUGGAAUUUUAAUAUAUAUAUAUAUAUAUAUAUAUUUAGUCUUGACCAGUGUAAAAAAAGUUAUGUCAGAUUUGAUUGAGCGUACUUAUGUUGUAUUUAUAUAAUAUCCGCCAUCUUAGAUUUAAAAUAUCAGAACAUAAGAAACAUGGACUCAGUGAGUAUACUCAUAGACAGACGUUUUAUUAAUAUUUUUGAAGGUACUUUGUAAACUAUGUUUUAAAAAUGUGAUUUUCAUAUUAUUUCAAAGGCUUUAUGUUAAGUGUUAGGUAAUAUAGCCAUUCUAUACGGAUAAUAUACCUGUAAAUGUGCGUCAAUGACCUCUGCUAUAUCACCGCCCAGGCGGCUCAGGUUCUCUAAGGUUGGAUCUUUGAGAAAUCUCCCAAUAUCCGUCUCUACUUCCUCUAUGCCUGUAUAACAUGAAAAAAAUUUUUAUACCACUAUGUGCUAUAAAUUAAAAAUAUUAUUGAAUUUAUUUAUAACUGAA